CGAGCGGCGAGCGCUCGGGAGAUGGAAGCGCUGCGCGGAGACCCCGGGGGCGGCGGCGGGGGCUGCUCGCAGGGCCGAAACUUCCUCCCCCCUCCCAUCUUCGGGACGUCGCCGCCGGGUUCGGUGAGAUCGGGCUUCGUCUACGAGCGCUCGGGCCCGGCGGCCGCGGCGCGCUCCGCACCCUCCUCCUCCUCCUCGGAGACGGCGUCCUCGUCGAAGGAGUGUUCCGCCGGCCCCCCCGUUGCGGCAGGGGCGGCGCCACCUUCGGCCACGACGGCCACCGUCGCCGCCGCCGCACUGGGCUAUCCCCCGGGCUACCCCCCCUUCGGCCACGGCUACUACAGCUGCCGCAUGGCGCACGGCGUGGGGCUCCAGCAGAACGCCGCCCUCAAGGCGGCCCCGCACACCGCCUUCCCGGUGGAAAAGUACAUGGAUGUGGCCGGCCUGGGCAGCCCCGCCACGACCUCGGGCGGCAGCGACGCUUCCUCGCGGGCCAAGGAGAUCUCCUUCUACCAGGGCUACGCGGCCGCCGCCGGCCCGUACCAGCACGUUCCCCCCGGCUACCUGGACGUGGUCUCUAGUUUCGGAUCGGCGGCGGCUUCGGCGGAACCGCGGCACGAGACCUACAUCUCCAUGGAGGGCUACCAGUCUUGGACUCUGGCGAACGGCUGGAACGGGCAGGUGUACUGCUCCAAGGACCAGGCCCCGGGGUCCCACUUCUGGAAGUCCUCCUUCCCAGGGGACGUUGCACUAAACCAGCCAGACCUGUGCGUGUACCGGCGCGGGCGGAAGAAGCGGGUGCCUUACACGAAGCUGCAGCUGAAGGAGCUGGAGAGCGAAUACGCCCUGAAUAAAUUCAUUAACAAGGACAAGCGGCGGCGGAUUUCUGUGGCCACCAACCUCUCGGAGAGGCAGGUUACCAUCUGGUUCCAGAACCGCCGAGUCAAAGACAAGAAAAUCGUCUCCAAACUGAAGGACACCGUUUCUUGA
Candoia aspera is the source of this 990-nucleotide messenger RNA. It is a transcript of the gene HOXD13, whose product is annotated as homeobox D13. NCBI's taxonomy places the organism in Eukaryota, Metazoa, Chordata, Lepidosauria, Squamata, Candoiidae. Gene Ontology annotation, molecular function: DNA-binding transcription factor activity, RNA polymerase II-specific; RNA polymerase II cis-regulatory region sequence-specific DNA binding. The transcript has 2 exons. Gene Ontology annotation, biological process: regulation of transcription by RNA polymerase II. The record is from RefSeq and is a predicted model, not a curated record. The coding region runs from base 22 to 990 and encodes 322 amino acids.